AGUAAACGACAGUGGUUUGGUCGGUUGCCGUGGUAGCAGAGCCUAACCGUAAGUUUAGCUCCGUUUAGUCCACUGCGAGUCUCUUAUCGAUAUCGGCUCUCAAAAGAUCCGACAACACAGCACUAGGCUAAUGUCGAAUUGAGUGUGUUGAGUGUAUUUUGCUCAUUGCUGUUUGUCAGUUAGUGCGACCGAAAUGACCUCACUCGAUCACGGUAUAAACUUUUCGUUCCUGACAUAUUCCAGUGUUGGCCCAUCGAAAUUAUCGGAUUAAGUUUUGGUGUGUUUGUGUUCAGUGAUCGCAAACGUUACUUCCUAAAUGAUGGCUGAACAGCAACGCGAGGCUCCAGAACGAGAACUGGAGCAACAGAUCUUGCAAAUGAAGAAGCAGCAUCAGCUGCAACAUCAGAUACUGCUGCAGCAUUUCCAGCAACAGCAGCAGCACCUAGCCGAGCAGCAUGAUCUGCAGCUCAAACAAUAUUACAAGGAGUUUUGGGAACGUCAAAAACAUUUACAGGAACUAAGACAACGCGAACAACUGGAGGCUCUCAGGAAAAAGGAGAAACACGAAGAAAGCGCGGUUGCUUCUACGGAGGUUAAACACAAAUUACAGGCAUUCCUGAGACAGAGGGCUUCUGGUAGUUCUAACAAAACGCCUCGAGUUGAAAGUCCUUGCUGGUCCAAGAACAUGGAUACAAGUACAGAUGGCAUUCCUAAUAGCAACGAUUUUCCUUUGAGAAAAACAGCUUCCGAACCGAACCUGCUCAAGGUCCGACUGAAGCAGCGCGUCAUGGAACGACGUUGCAGUCCCAUGAGCAAACGCCACCUCCCACCACCGCUCAAGAAGAAGCUGCUGAGCUCCUGUCUACCUCCCAGCGAGUCGCCGCCUCAAGAACCCCCCAAAGAGCUCAGUCCCCCCUGCGAGUCGGACGAGUACCAGAGCCACGCCCUCUUCAGCAGCCCAUCGAUGCCCAACAUCUCCUUGGCUGCCCACCACGUCUUUUCCACCGACCUCUCCGAAGCCGCCCUGAGGGCUGCUUGCACAGCGCGGCUGGGGAUGCCGCUCACUGGCCAGAUGCUACCCGGUACCCUGCCUUUCUACCCCUCCCUGCCUGCCAUAGAGAGCGAGCAUGAGGAAACCCCGCUAGACACGAUAAGCGAGCUUCAGGAGCCUCAGCAGAGAGGGGUUAUAAGGCCGCUUGGUAGGACGCAGUCCUCACCGUUACCUCUAGGUCAUCCCCUGUUGGAGGGGCCGCCACCUCCGAUACUGCAGCCGCCUCAACCACCGCCUGAGGAGGAGCAGAAGGAUGUGGAACUGAAGGACAACGAAUCUAGGAGUAUAAGGCCCUUGUCGAGAGCAGUAAGCAGUCCAGUAGUCCACCUUGGUGUCCCUGAACCUCCAACGCUGUGCCGUAGACGAUCCUCCACUUCACCAACCACAGGCCUCGCCUACGACAACCAAAUGCUCAAGCACGCCUGUAUAUGCGGCAACAACAUCGUACAUCCCGAGCAUGCAGGUCGUUUACAAAGUAUAUGGUCGAGACUUCUGGAGACAGGCCUAGUAGCCAGAUGCGACAGGCUAAGACCACGCAAAGCCACCACUCAAGAACUACAAACCUGCCAUACUGAAACCCAUACGCUCUUGUAUGGCACCAGCUCACUCAAUAGACACAAAAUGGACACUAGUAAAGUAACCUUCGUUAGACUUCCUUGCGGUGGUAUCGGGGUAGACAGUGAUACCACUUGGAACGAAAUGUACACAGCGUCAGCAGCCCGUAUGGCAGUUGGAUGCACUGUAGAUCUGGCCGUUAGAACGUGGACGGGAGAUAUAAGGAACGGGUUCGCCAUAGUACGACCACCAGGUCAUCACGCCGAGCCUCAACAAGCCAUGGGAUUCUGUUUCUUCAAUUCCGUAGCCAUUGCCGCUAGGAUACUACAACGAGAGCACAGGGUUCACAAAAUCCUCAUAUUCGACUGGGGUAUGCACCACGGGAACGGCACCCAAGACAUAUUCUACAGCGACCCGAGAGUUCUAGUCAUUUCUCUUCAUAGGUACGAAAAUGGUAACUUCUUUCCGGGUACUGGUAGUCCUGGUGAUUGCGGUGUCGGAGAAGGCUUAGGUUUCAACGUUAACAUAGGAUGGAAUGGAGGUCUGAAUCCUCCGUUGGGUGAUGCCGAAUAUUUGGCCGCUUUUCGAAGUGUAAUACUGCCCAUAGCUAAAGAGUUCUGCCCUGAUAUAAUUUUGGUUUCGGCAGGGUUUGAUGCUACAGAUGGUCAUUUGCCACCAUUAGGUGGUUACAGGGUUACACCUGCUUGUUAUGGUUACAUGACCCGUCAGCUGAUGCAGCUUUGCGAUGGAAGGGUAGUACUGGCUUUGGAAGGAGGAUACGAUCUUCCUUCCAUCUGCGAUUCGGCUGAAGAAUGCGUGAAAGUAUUACUUGGAGACACUCCGUCGGAGAUGUGUCCUUCGGAGCUAUCGAGAGCACCUUGUCACAACGCUGUGUUGAGUCUGCAAGAGGCCAUGUCUGUACAGAUAAAGCAUUGGCCCUGUCUACAGAUGUCGUCCAAAUCGGCGAUGUGUUCCCAUAAUGAUGCCGUACGGAGUGAGAAAGAAGACAAGGAUACGGUGUCUGCAAUGGCCAGUCUAUCCAUGCAGCAUCAGCACCAAUCGAUGAUGUCGCCCCCUAGGGUUUUGAUACAGCAAGGUUUCCAAUCGCUGAAAUGUCAGGACGCUGGCCGUCCGAUGGACUGAAAUCGGGACGUUUACUUCUUUUUAUCAUUUCCCUACACUCCUCAUUUCAAUUGAACAUUCCUGGUGGCACUAUUUCGUCACUAAUAUUAUUAAGAUCAAAAUAAUCGUGUGUUUUAUUUUUGUUAAUAUAUUGAAGAUUUUUAAUAAAACAAUUUAUUUAC
This is a messenger RNA of Harmonia axyridis, 2910 nucleotides long. RefSeq names its product histone deacetylase 4 (gene HDAC4). Lineage: Eukaryota; Metazoa; Arthropoda; Insecta; Coleoptera; Coccinellidae. The record is from RefSeq and is a predicted model, not a curated record. The transcript is spliced from 4 exons. Gene Ontology annotation, molecular function: histone deacetylase activity. Gene Ontology annotation, biological process: chromatin organization; negative regulation of transcription by RNA polymerase II. Gene Ontology annotation, cellular component: histone deacetylase complex. The coding region runs from base 317 to 2749 and encodes 810 amino acids.